AGCGAUACACAAGCGCACCCCUGCGAUACGAAUAUAAAGCGCACAUGCCCAGCGCUCGCCACACACUUUUUCUCUUGUGCCGUUACUGCGCUUCCAAAGACACCAACUCCAAAUAAUCGAAUCAUCAUGCCUGGGCGUCCAUUGUGGCAGGUUGCUGGGAAACGAGAAGCCAGCCAAGAGGCCGAGGCUCAACAAUGGAUCGAACAGGUCGUAGGAGAAAGAUUUCCACAAAAUGUCAGCUACGAAGAUGCACUCAGGGAUGGCGUACUCCUAUGCAAGCUCAUGAACAAACUUCAGGCUGGACUGAUUUCAAAAAUCAACACCUCCGGUGGCGACUACAAGAUGAUGGACAACCUCAAUCAAUUUCAAAAAGCCUGCAUUAAGUACGGAGUCCCGGACGUCGAUCUCUUUCAAGCGGUAGAUCUGAUGGAGCGCAAAAACAUUGCCCAAGUAACAAAUACGAUUUUCGCUAUUGGCCGAACCGCGUACCGUCAUCCGGAAUGGCGUGGACCCUGGCUUGGGCCAAGACCCGCGGAGGAGAACAAGCGAGCGUUUACCGAAGAACAAUUAAGGGCUGGUGAAGGUCUUAUCGGGCUACAAGCGGGUAGUAACAAGGGCGCCACUCAGGCGGGCCAGAGUUUUGGAGCCACAAGAAAAAUACUUCUGGGAAAAUAGUGAAAUCGUACACUUAUCUUUCAAACUUAUUAAUAUAUUUAAUCUCUUCUGAAAA
Messenger RNA from Cephus cinctus (wheat stem sawfly), 730 nucleotides. Its product is annotated as muscle-specific protein 20. The transcript is spliced from 5 exons. The record is from RefSeq and is a predicted model, not a curated record. Bases 127 to 675 code for a protein of 182 amino acids. NCBI's taxonomy places the organism in Eukaryota, Metazoa, Arthropoda, Insecta, Hymenoptera, Cephidae. Gene Ontology annotation, molecular function: protein binding.